CCCGAGGUCGAGAAGAAAGGGGACGAAGCGCGCGACCUCGCCGGAGAUGGCGCGCAGGAGGGGCGUCGCUGCGGCGGUGGCGGCGGCCGCGACCUCCCCGGCUCUCGUGGCGGCCGUCUCCUUGAUGGCGCUGGUGUACUACUACACGGUGUUCAUCUUGCUGGACCACUGGCUCGGCCUCGGCACGACGGCCGGCGCCGCCCACGCCGCCGCCUUCUCCCUCCUCCUCGCCGCCUGCUUCUUCUCCUUCCUCUGCGCCGCGGCAGCCGAUCCCGGAUCCGUGCCCUCUGCCUUCUCCCCCGACGCCGAGGACCCGCAGGGACAGGGACUGAAAUCAAGGUAUUGUGACAAGUGUUGCAUCUACAAGCCUGCCCGAACCCACCAUUGUAAGGUCUGCAAAAGGUGUAUUCUGAAAAUGGAUCACCACUGUGUUUGGAUCAACAACUGUGUGGGCUAUACAAAUUACAAAGCCUUUAUCAUCUGCGUCCUGAAUGCAACCAUUGGGUCCCUUUAUUCGUCGGUGAUAUUUGUAUGUGAUCUUCUACGGACGGAGCAUGACUUCCGUAUUCAUUAUGUGAAGAUCAUCCAUAUCUUGGCUGGUGCCGUCUUAUUCUCCUUGUGCUUGACAAUAGGCUCUUUGUUAUGCUGGCACAUCUAUCUCAUAUGUCAUAACAUGACAACCAUAGAGUAUCGAGAGGCAGUUAGAGCGAAGUGGCUUGCAAAAAAGAGUGGACAGAAGUACCGCCAUCGGUUUGAUCAAGGCACGAGGAAGAAUAUUCAAAUGAUCAUGGGCCCAAAUGUUUUCUGCUGGCUUUGCCCCACUGCGACAGGACAUCUUAAGGAUGGCACCGAGUUCCAGAAUACGAACAACUGAUCAAAGACGAAGAACAGCAUUGGUGCAUAAACACAACAUGUAGACGUCCGGAUUUAUCUGCUGAUCAGAUUGAUCAUUUCUGCCAUUGCGUUGUUGUCACCCAGGCAGAGAUGAAGAGCUCAGGAAGUUUCACAAUCUUGUAAAUCAUGUAAACCUCAGCUUAAAUUAUGUGUGUGUGUAUGAUGUAAAGUAGUUAGAGUUUUGAGUAUUGUUGUGUACUUACUGUGCCAUUCAAUUGCAAAUGUAACAACAAUUGUCACAAAAAAAAAUCCGAAGCGGAAUUGUCACAAUUUGUGGUGUGCAAAAGGGAAUGGAAAUUGGAAGUGUGGACGAAA
Hordeum vulgare subsp. vulgare (domesticated barley) is the source of this 1209-nucleotide messenger RNA. RefSeq names its product probable protein S-acyltransferase 15. Gene Ontology annotation, molecular function: palmitoyltransferase activity. The record is from RefSeq and is a predicted model, not a curated record. Lineage: Eukaryota; Viridiplantae; Streptophyta; Magnoliopsida; Poales; Poaceae. The transcript is spliced from 7 exons. The coding region runs from base 47 to 874 and encodes 275 amino acids.